AAAAAAAACAAAGAAAUGAUUCCCCUCAUCUCCCACUAAACAAUUCCACCCUUCUCACUCUCUCUCUCUCUCUCUCUCUCUCGGCUUCAUCUUCAAGUUUCAGAACCCUGUGAAGUGUAAACACAGAGCUCUUUUUCCCGAUUUGCUGUUAAUCUCCGACAAUUUUAUGAUCUUUCGGGUGAUGGGCGAAGAGGAUGAUGGAAUCUCAAAGACCACAUCGUAGUGGUAGUACAAGCAGUGAGCUUUUCAUCUGUUUCACUUCAAGGCAUUCUUCUUCCUCUGCUUCGUCCAUGAAGAUCUCCUCCAAAUCCAUUCUCAGCCCGGCUCGUACGGACAAGUUAAGAGAACCCACACUAUCUCUCUCUUCGUCUCUGAGUCGGAGGCUUAGAAGUAAUGGCAGCAUGAAAGGUGGGCAGGCUUCGCCCAUGUUUCCAACGGGAAAUAAGAAGAGAGGUUCGACAUUCGAGACCCCGGAGCCCUCCUCACCGAAAGUUACCUGCAUUGGCCAGGUUCGUGUCAAGACGAAGAAGCAGGGUAAGAAGAUGCGAACGAGAUCGAAGCGAAGAGGGGAAAUGAGUUUUAGGAAAACAGAACAGUCACAGGAGGGGAUUCAGCAGCAGCAGCAUCACCAGGAAUGCCUGCCUCACAGGAAUCAGAGAUGGGUUCAUAUUCCCUUGACGAUUUGCGAAGCUUUGAGGGCUUUCGGGUCUGAUUUUAACUGCUUCCUACCUUGCCGGUCAUCGUGUUUUUCGUCGAACGAGAGAGAGAAGGGUGAGAAGACGAAGACGAACACAUCCUCUUCCAGUUCUUGCGGUGCCAUUUUUGCAAGGUGGUUGAUGGCAAUACAAGAGGGCGAGGAGGAAAAGAGAACAGAAAUAACGUUGGUCGUUGAACAAGAGAAGAUGGCGGGAGAGAAAACAGAAGCAGUCAAUGUGAUGAAGACCAGUGAGAAAGGCGAAGUCGAGGAGGAAAUUGAGGGGGAAGUAGACGAAAGGGUUAGCAUAUGCAUUCCCCCCAAGAAUGCUUUGUUGUUGAUGAGGUGCAGAUCUGAACCUUUCCGGAUGUCUUCUUUCGCUAAUACCUUCUGGGAUUCUCCCGCUACGAAAGAAGACAACCAUGUUAAUGAAGAUGACGACGAAGAUAGCGAAGAAGAAGAUGAUGAUGAGAGGCAGAUCAGUGAAUCAGAGGAGGAAAAAGAUUAUGACAAUGCCAUUGACGAUGACGAAGAAGAAAAUGUUGAGGAAGUGAAGGGUGAGCUAUAUGAAAAGCAAGGGGAGGAGGAAAUGGCAGCUGAAGCUCUUGGUGAACCCCCUAAUCUACAAGAAAAUGAGGAAGAUUCAGAAUUGAGGGGAAACCCACCAGCGGCGACAGAUGAAGUGGAAAAAGGUGAAGAAAAUCUAGAGAGAGUAGUAGAAGGGGACUCGGAGGAGCAGGACCACCAACCUGAGGAACCGAGCGUGGAGGAUGCGGAAGAACAGAUAUUGGAAAUUGGAUCUUCAGUUGAAGCUCUCGAAGAAUUAGAAGAGGAGGCAAACUAUGAAGGAAAAGAAACCAGCUUGCUAGAGAGCACAGAAGAAGCAGAGGUGGAAGGGGAAGAGGAGGCGAGAAGGACGAGCUCUUCUUCUUCUUCUUCAUCGUCCUCCGUUGUAGUGUCCAUACAGCCAGCACUAGAAGAAGGGGGAGGAGAAGAAGCAGAAGAACAACAGGAAGUAGUAGUAGAACUAGUAUUAGAAAGAGAGUCGGUGGGAUUAACAGAAACAGCAGACGCAGUAGCUUCCAAAGAGACAGUGGAAGAGUCAAAGAAGGAAGAGACGGCAGACAGAGCUCCAGAGGUGGAGAUAGAAACCGAGGAAGAGAUCCAGAAGAUUUGUGUGCAGGCGCCGCAAGAACAGCAGCAAAAUCAAACCAACGAAGAAGACCAAAACGUAGAUGGUCCAGGGGAAGGAGAAGCGACCCAGGAGGCGGUGGGUGCGCCGCCCCCGCCGCCGCCGCCGCUAAACCAAAUCCACGAAAAAGACCAAAACGAAGCAGAAGACAAGUUAGAAGAGAGAGAAAAGAAGUCAAAGUUGCCGGACUGCCUGCUGAUGAUGAUGUGCGAACCGAAGUUGUCAAUGGAGGUAUCGAAGGAGACCUGGGUCUGUAGCACUGACUUCAUCAGGUCCCGCCCCGGUAAACAACCGGUCAUCCCAAAGGACGGCGGAGAGGAGUCCAAGAAGAGAGUGAGUACCGACUCCAAUGCUGCUCAGCAACAACAGAAUCCACAACAACAGAGUCAUCAGAAGCAACAGCAUCAGCAACAGCAGGAGGCCCGGAAGUCGUGUUCCAACUCAAAUCACUCAAAUCUACCGCCGGCGGUGGUGGCGCUGCCGUCGAUGGCAAGCAUGAUAGAGCAGAAGCUUGUGAACGCCAAGGCCUACGAACCCUUCGUGCUCACGCGCUGCAAGUCGGAGCCGAUGCGGUCAUCGGCUAAGCUUGCGCCGGAGGCUUGCUUCUGGAAAAAUCGGAGGCUUGAGCCUCAUCCACCCACUACGCUUGGCGUCGGAGGAGGAGCUGGUGUCGGCUUCUGAGCCGACUAGAUCCGCGCUAGCCAAGUCCUUAACAUACCGUGCCCAUGCUCUAUUGCUAUGUGCUCCCUCUCUACUGGUCUGUACAUCCUUCUUUGGUGAUUUUUAUUGAUCUCUUUUUAUUAUUAUUUCUAAUUUUUCUUGGUCUUUUUGUUGAAAAGUUGGGGGUCCACGUAAAUUUGUCUUGUAGUAGUUUUUAGUAAAGUGCAGUACAUGUUAAAGAAAGCGUAUAAUGCCCACCUGGCCACCUACUGAUUUGCUUUUAA
Macadamia integrifolia is the source of this 2830-nucleotide messenger RNA. RefSeq names its product probable serine/threonine-protein kinase kinX. The coding region runs from base 195 to 2567 and encodes 790 amino acids. The transcript has a single exon. NCBI's taxonomy places the organism in Eukaryota, Viridiplantae, Streptophyta, Magnoliopsida, Proteales, Proteaceae. The record is from RefSeq and is a predicted model, not a curated record.